Messenger RNA from Tupaia belangeri chinensis (Chinese tree shrew), 2253 nucleotides. RefSeq names its product potassium channel tetramerization domain containing 5 (gene KCTD5). Gene Ontology annotation, molecular function: cullin family protein binding. Bases 40 to 759 code for a protein of 239 amino acids. The record is from RefSeq and is a predicted model, not a curated record. Gene Ontology annotation, biological process: proteasome-mediated ubiquitin-dependent protein catabolic process; protein homooligomerization. The transcript is spliced from 7 exons. Lineage: Eukaryota; Metazoa; Chordata; Mammalia; Scandentia; Tupaiidae. Gene Ontology annotation, cellular component: cytoplasm; Cul3-RING ubiquitin ligase complex.
UUCCGGCGGAGGCGCGCGGCGGCGGGGCUUGCUGGGAUCAUGGCGGAGAAUCACUGCGAGCUGCUGCCGCCGGCCCCGGGCGGCCUCGGGGCGGGGCUGGGGGGCGGCCUAUGCCGUCGCUGCAGCGCGGGCCUCGGUGCCCUGGCCCAGCGCCCCGGCAGCGUGUCCAAGUGGGUUCGGCUCAACGUCGGCGGUACCUACUUCCUCACCACCCGGCAGACGCUGUGCCGGGACCCGAAAUCCUUCCUGUACCGUCUGUGCCAGGCCGAUCCCGACCUGGACUCGGACAAGGAUGAGACGGGGGCCUACCUGAUCGACAGAGACCCCACCUACUUCGGGCCUGUGCUCAACUACUUGAGGCACGGGAAGCUGGUGGUCAACAAAGACCUCGCCGAGGAAGGAGUGUUGGAGGAAGCGGAAUUUUACAACAUCACCUCUCUGAUCAAACUCGUAAAGGACAGAAUUCGAGAACGAGACAGCAGAACGUCACAGGUGCCCGUGAAGCACGUGUACCGAGUGCUGCAGUGCCAGGAGGAGGAGCUCACACAGAUGGUGUCCACUAUGUCCGACGGCUGGAAGUUCGAGCAGCUGGUCAGCAUCGGCUCGUCCUACAACUACGGCAGUGAGGACCAGGCGGAGUUCCUUUGUGUGGUGUCCAAGGAGCUGCACACCGCCCCCUAUGGCACAGCCAGCGAGCCCAGCGAGAAGGCCAAGAGUGAGGACGAGGAGCCAGGUCACCAGGGGAAUGACUCAGAUUAAGUAUAAAUGUUACGAUCCUGCAGGAACGGGGCUCGCGGAUGUGAGGGGCAGUUGGCAGCUGAGGAGAUGAUUUUCUUUUUCCCAAGACGCAAUGAACCGCCACGUCCAGGAAGCUUGGCCGUGAGAAGAAACCUGCUUUUGAUAACUUUUCUCGAGAUCUGGGUGUGAAUCCUUUUUUGCCUCUGAGGUGGGUGGUGAGAGACAGGCCAGCUGUCCGAGGCAUCCCUGCGGAGGGGGCGUGGUGGCCGGGUGGGCGCCAUCUCUGGGGCCUGGCUGUUUUCUCCCAGUGCCACAUGGGGCUGCGGCGGCUCCUGACAGCCACCGUCACCGUGGACCCUCUAAGGAGCAGCAUUCUUGGUGCUACAUGGGCGAGCGAGCAGCGCGCCUGUCACGUCCGCACGGGGAGCGAGCCACCGUCCUCGGUCAGCGAGGACCCUGUCUCCCAGCAGCCGUCCUGGGCGGUCUCUCGGCAGAGGCUCCUGACGCAGUCUCACCUGGCACUGCUUCCCUGGCGUUACUGCCGGGCUGGGCCGACCCUCAGAGCCGGACACUGGCCUGGCCCCAGCUGAUGGGGCCAUUUGAGGCUUCUUGAUGCGAGAGGACUUUGUACCCCCUUUCCCGGUGUGGACAGACUCCCCGCUGUCUGUACUCCAGAGACGCCUAGGAGUGUUGCUGCGCUUGGAUCGAUCUGUGAAAUCGCCCGGCGGGAGGCAGAGGCUCUGCCCCGGGCCAGCACGCUCCUGUGCCUUCUGUGUGCUGGUGGGAGGCAGGCUGAGGCCGUGGGCCCGGCGUCCGAGCAGGGACUUGCUCACGUCGGAGGUCCCUGACGCCCACCGCCACGCUCUCGUCCCUCUGAGUAACUAUGCAGCUCUUCUCUAACGGCUCGGGGACGUUUAAGCCUUUACAGGACCAGCCCCAGCCCUGCCGCCUGACCCAGCGUCGGAGCUGCUAGGGUUCUUCUGGCAGGGACUGCUGCCCUGUGCUGUGGACACAGGCCUCGACUGGCCUGCGACCUGGCUGGCCCGCCUGCUGCUCCCAGCCUCAGGCUCCCCGGGGAGCGGGCUGCUGGCUCGGAAGGCGAGGUGCUCACGCGCUCUGGCCUCCGGAGGCUCUGGCUGAGGCCCUCUCCUCUCCUCGCCAAUGACCCAAUUAACUGCGUUCUCCGGCACCUAGGGCUUACCUCCUCGUUUUGUGAGGCCUCUUGUUAAAUGUUUGGCUUCAGUAGUUGAUAAAAGCCCUCUGGAGGGCAGAUGUGGCACCACUGGCCGCGGGGCGAGCUCCAGAGAGCUGCUGGCUGCUCGUCGGGUUAUGACCUUGACGUGAUAGGUAGGUUCGCGUGUUUUUUAAUUUAAAGAUGUUAAGACUUAAUUCACUAAAAUUUAUUCCAAGGGGAUAUUUAUACUUUUAUACUUUUUUAGGUAUCCGUAUUUUAUCAGCUUACAGUUUAAUGCCUAAGUUUCCCCUGAAAAUAGCGAAUAAAAUUGUAUUUAUGAA